Molecule: messenger RNA, 3902 nt
Organism: Radiomyces spectabilis
Lineage: Eukaryota; Fungi; Mucoromycota; Mucoromycetes; Mucorales; Radiomycetaceae
Product: phosphatidylserine decarboxylase-domain-containing protein
Exons: 9
Coding region: 206-3718 (1170 amino acids)
Biological process (GO): phospholipid biosynthetic process
Molecular function (GO): phosphatidylserine decarboxylase activity
Source: RefSeq, a predicted model, not a curated record
AUUGAAGGCGAUUUUGGUGAUGUUCAAGUGUGAUGCUGGGCUUGAAAAUUUCCAUAGAAUAAAGGAUUCAUCUGUCGUUUCCUCAUUUUCGUUUCUACUUUAUAUAUUCCUUUUCUUUUUCUUUCUACAGUUUGGUGGUGAUAAACCGUCAUUGCGCGGUGAACUUGGGGAUUUCUGAUAAAAAAUCCGGUGUUUCUAUAUUCCAAUGAGCCACGAUGAAGUAAAGGACAUGCAUUCGGGAGAAGCUCGCUCGGGUCGUCGCUUACGCUUGUUUCACCGAUCGGACGGUCGACGAUGGACGUUUGUACCCAAAAAUCGGGCUCGACGCCAAGAUCAGGCACCAACAUCUGACCCGGUGGGCUCUCAACCCAUGAAUGGUUCUCAAUCCACGCUUGGCGAUAUACCCAAACCUUCUCAAUCUCAAGUCGAUUGUAACGAUGAAUCGUUGACAGUAGAAUUCCCCCCACUGAUCGAUCCCAGCCAGUUAAUGUUGCGAGUCACCAUUUUGAGUGGCCAAUGUCUCGCCCCCAAGGAACAAGAAACCAACUGUAAUCCUUACACUGUAGUGAUGUGUGGAGGCAAUCGGGAAAGAACACAUGCUGUAAAGAAAUCGGUGGGCCCUGAGUGGGUCACCAGCUUUGAUCUGAGCUUACUGGAUGAACGUCGACAACGACCCGAAAUACUGUGGACCGAAGGGCUCAAAAUGAUGGUGUGCAGCAAGGGACGAUUAAGAUCUCAUUUCAUCGGACAAAUUCAUUUGGCGCUGCAAGAUCUAUUUUGUCAUAAUGAUACCAUUGCCUAUGAUGACCCACGCAACCAACCCACAUGGUACGCGCUUGAAACGACCACCCAUCGCCGUCGAUUCCGGCUACGACGUCCACGACGACGACCGCAAUGGCAACCGUCUCAUCAAAGUCAGCUGAGUGUCACAAACGAUACGGACGAUGCCGUUUCGGAUACGGAAUCCGAUUAUCCCAAGAUCCAAAUCAAAAUGGGACUUGUGCUACCGGGCCAAGAAAUGAGUGAAGAACUAUUCACUGAAAUACGACAAGCAUGGGAUAUGCUUGUGUCGAUUCGCCCCCCGUCGCCGGGUAUCGACGAGAGCGAUGCUGUGCUCUCGGGAGGUUCCGAUUCCGAAGCAGUUCAAUCGACGCCUCAAUCGACACCUCAGUUGACCCCCUCAGAAGAAGUGUCAUUGCAAGACUUGUCACUGGAAAAUCGGAAAGCCCGAGGAGGCCGUUUUAGACGUCGAAAAAUGGGUCGACAGCCGCUGCAAUCGCAAGAGUCCAUGUCUUCGAUCCUUUCCUCGUCCUCUGUUGGUGAAACGUCGGCCUCUGAUCAUCCGAAAAAGAGUCGUGUCAAAAGACUUCGUCGCCGUGGUUUCAGAGGACGAAAAAGGGAGCAUAUUGCCGAAUUUCGAUCAGAUGUGGUUGGCAUCACUUUUCUCGAAAUCGUUCAUGCCGAAGAUUUGCCACCGGAACGCAAUGUGACACGGACGGGGUUCGAUAUGGAUCCGUUUGUGAUUGUCACUUACGGCACAUCGACGUUCCGUACGCGGGCUAUUCGUCACAAUCUUAAUCCCGUUUGGAAUGAGAAGCUCUUUUUCCACGUGCGACAGAACGAGGCCAAUUAUAAGCUCAAGUUUGCCGUGUACGAUAAGGAUAAAUUCUCCGGCAACGAUUUUGUGGCGUGGCAAGAACUGCCGAUCAUGAGCAUUAUACGUGAAUCAAAGACCAAACGGGAUAGUAUUAGUGAAAAUGCUAUCCCGGCCGAUGCCAUUGAAGCCGAUAUGGGGCUGCACACGAUUCCACUGCAGAUGGUGAAGCAAGAGAAAUGGCAAGAUCGCCAUCCUACCCUCACCAUCCGUGCGAAAUUUGUACCUUAUGCAGAAAUCCGCCGACUCUUUUGGCUGGCCCUGGCUCGAACGUAUGACGUGGACGAGAGUGGCACGAUGAAUCGAUUGGAAGUACAAAGCAUGCUGGAAAGUCUGGGGUCGACGAUUUCCGAAGCGACCCUCGACAGUUUCUGGACCCAGCACGGAAAAGAUCCCAAUGAUGAAGCCGAUGCUCUUUCAAUGGACGAGCUUGUUCAGAGUCUGGAGAAUUUCAUGUUGUCGGUGGACGAAAAACCAUCCACGGCUACUUCCGAGUCGAGUAUGACCACCGAUAGUGGAAUUCCUGUGGCAGUGGUGGAUGAACAUGCGUCCGAGUAUCCUCCUCAACCAGAUCGAAGCGAAAUGUCCGAACAAGAAGAUGGAGGCGAAUUUUCCACGUUUGACGAUGAUUUUGGUCCAUUUUUUGAAGAGACAUAUUCGUCGACGGUGUUUACGGAAGAAGAAGAUGAGGACGACGAUGACGAUUCAGUGGAACCUUUAAGAGAUGCACAGGGUGUGCAGUACAUGGAUGAUCCUGUUUUACCAUUUCAACCUACCCUGUCCUCAGGCUCUUCCGACGCGAUCAAGGAUGAAGACAGAGAGAACGAAGAGGGUGAAGAGGACGAGGAAGAAGAAGGAGACGAAGAUGAUGACGACGAUGACGAAGAUGAUACCACGGGCGAUGCAGCAAUGCAUGGAAAACGGGCUAAUGAAAAGAUUAUUCGAUUAAAAGAAUGUCCGAUUUGCCAUCGACCGAAUCUGGCAAAACGAGCUCAAAUGGAUAUCGUCACCCACGUGGCGACCUGUGCAGCGGACGAUUGGACGACGGUUGAUCGCUUCUUGAUGGGGAAUUUUGUCACCGAGGCGUAUGCUCAACGUCGCUGGUUUGUCAAGCUCGUAAGCAGUGUAGGCUACGGCCGAUAUGCUCUUGGACGUAAUAAUGCCAACAUCAUCAUCCAAGAUCGUCUUUCUGGUCAAUUGAUCGAAGAACGCAUGAGUGUCUAUGUUCGCUUAGGCAUGCGAUUGUUGUAUAAAGGCAUGAAAACUGGCAUUCAAUCCAAAACAGCUCAACGUGUCUUGACGAAUAUGACAGUGCGUCAAGGUCGACGGUUCGAUUCGCCGCAAUCCGCACGCGAAAUUCUGCCAUUUAUUAAGUUCCAUAAAUUGGAUAUGCGUGAAGUGCGUGACCCUAUCUCGAGUUUCAAGACAUUCAACGAAUUCUUUUACCGAAAAUUGAAACCGGAUGCGCGUCCAUGCGAAUGUCCCGAUGAUCCUCGCGUCAUUGUGAGUCCCGCCGAUUGUCGUAUGUUGGCUUUUCAAACCGUCGACGAUGCGACGCGGAUCUGGAUCAAAGGCACCGACUUUACCUUGAAAAAGCUACUGGGUUCGGACAAGGGCGAUCACUUUGGAGGAGGCUCGUUGGCCGUCUUCCGAUUAGCGCCCCAAGAUUAUCACAGAUUUCAUUGUCCUGUGGACGGUGUCAUUACAGAAACCACCAUCAUCGAAGGGCAAUACUACACGGUGAAUCCUAUGGCCAUUCGAACGACAUUGGAUGUGUAUGGCGAUAAUGCGCGUGCUAUUGUACAGAUGGAUACCGAUGAAUUUGGCAAAGUGGCCAUUGUUUGUAUAGGAGCCAUGAUGGUGGGAUCGAUUAUCCUAACGGCCAAAUCGGGACAGCAUUUGGCGAGAACGGAUGAACUGGGUUAUUUUGCGUUUGGUGGUAGCACACUGGUCGUUUUAUGGGAAAAGGGCGCCAUUCAAUUCGACAAUGAUUUGCUGCAAAACUCCGAAAAACCAUUGGAAUCUUUGGUACGCGUUGGAAACCGAAUUGGGUGUCGUGCGUGAGCUUUCUUGUAUAUGUAAUUUAUAUUUUGAUACGUUUUAUGUAUUGUUCAUUGUACUUUAUUGUAUUUCUACCAUUCCAUCCACAACAAAAAGAGAAACUUUUUGCGGCGUUGCCAUAACUUUGAGUUUCUCCGACCCAAAUACAAUGCCUCAAAAAAUAAAAACGGACGAUUGAGCGGAGCGG